AUGUCUGAUAAUAGAAGACGUAGACGUGAAGAAGAUGAUUCCGACUCAGAAAAUGAAUUACCGCCAUCUUCCCCUCAGCAACCUUUCAGAAGGGGUAUGGACCCUGUUUCCUCGCCUAUUGGUUCUCCAGAUAUGAUUAAUCCUGAAGGUGACGAUAACGAAGUUGAUGAUGUGCCGGACAUUGAUGAAGUAGAAGAAGGAAUGAACGAAGUCGAUUUGAUGGGCGAUGAUAUGUACGAGGACUAUGCGGCUGAUCAGAACAGGGAUAGGUAUGAUCCAGGUCAAGUUGAUGAUAGGAUACAGCAAGAGUUAUCUCUGAGCGAACGUCGCCGCAUUGAUGCUCAGCUAAAUGAAAGAGAUAGGCUACUAAGAAACGUUGCCUACAUAGACGAUGAGGACGACGAACAAGAAGGUGCCGCACAAUUAGAUGAGAUGGGUCUUCCAGUGCAAAGACGAAGAAGGAGAAGGCAGUACGAAGAUUUGGAAAAUAGCGAUGACGAUCUGUUAAGUGAUAUGGAAAUUGAUCCAUUGAGAGAAGAACUGACCUUAGAAUCUUUGAGUAAUGUGAAAGCUAAUAGCUACUCGGAAUGGAUCACCCAACCUAAUGUUUCAAGAACUAUCGCCAGAGAACUGAAAUCGUUCCUGCUGGAAUACACGGAUGAAACCGGUCGCUCCGUUUACGGUGCACGUAUUAGAACAUUAGGUGAAAUGAAUUCAGAAUCUUUGGAAGUUAAUUAUAGACACCUCGCUGAAUCCAAAGCUAUUUUGGCAUUAUUUUUAGCCAAGUGCCCGGAAGAAAUGUUGAAAAUAUUUGAUAUAGUUGCCAUGGAGGCGACAGAAUUACAUUAUCCGGAUUAUGCCCGUAUUCACUCGGAAAUUCAUGUGAGAAUUUCUGAUUUUCCAACAAUAUACAGUUUGCGUGAAUUGCGUGAAUCAAAUUUGACAUCUUUGGUACGUGUCACUGGUGUGGUGACAAGAAGAACAGGUGUUUUCCCUCAGUUGAAAUAUGUUAAAUUCAACUGCCUAAAAUGUGGCUCCAUCUUGGGUCCCUUCUUUCAGGAUUCUAAUGAAGAGAUUAGAAUUUCAUUCUGUACAAACUGUAAAUCAAAAGGUCCUUUCAGAGUCAAUGGAGAGAAAACGGUUUACCGUAACUACCAAAGAGUCACCCUACAAGAGGCACCAGGGACAGUUCCUCCGGGUCGUUUACCAAGACACAGAGAGGUCAUUUUAUUGGCUGAUUUGGUCGAUGUAUCCAAGCCAGGUGAAGAGGUUGAAGUUACAGGUAUCUACAAAAACAACUACGACGGUAAUUUGAAUGCAAAGAACGGCUUCCCCGUUUUUGCGACAGUUAUUGAAGCGAAUUCUGUUAAAAGAAGAGAAGGUAAUGCAGCAAAUGAAGGAGAAGAGGGUUUGGAUGUUUUCAGUUGGACCGAAGAGGAAGAACGCGAGUUUAGGAAAAUUUCUAGAGAUCGUGGUAUAAUAGAUAAAAUUAUAUCUUCUAUGGCACCAUCAAUCUAUGGCCACAGGGAUAUCAAAACUGCUGUGGCAUGUUCGUUGUUUGGCGGUGUUCCAAAAAACGUUAACGGAAAACAUUCCAUUCGUGGUGAUAUCAAUGUCUUAUUAUUAGGUGACCCAGGUACCGCCAAAUCUCAAAUCUUGAAAUACGUCGAGAAAACAGCCCACAGAGCUGUCUUUGCCACAGGUCAAGGUGCUUCAGCUGUCGGUUUAACUGCGUCCGUUAGAAAAGACCCCAUUACUAAAGAAUGGACCUUAGAGGGUGGUGCGCUAGUGUUAGCCGAUAAGGGUGUUUGUUUGAUUGAUGAAUUCGAUAAGAUGAACGAUCAAGAUCGUACAUCUAUUCAUGAAGCAAUGGAACAGCAGAGUAUUUCUAUUUCUAAAGCAGGCAUUGUUACGACGCUACAAGCACGUUGUUCAAUCAUUGCUGCAGCAAAUCCAAAUGGUGGUAGAUACAAUUCAACGUUGCCUUUAGCUCAAAAUGUUGGUUUAACUGAGCCAAUUCUCUCUAGAUUUGAUAUUUUAUGUGUCGUUAGAGAUCUAGUUGAUGAGGAGGCUGACCAGAGACUGGCUACGUUUGUUGUUGAUUCUCAUGUGAGAUCUCAUCCCGAAAACGACGAGGAUGAAGAAAAUGAAGCGCCCAAAGAUAAUGGUGAGUCGGCAAUAGAACAAGGUGAGGAUGAAAUAAAUGAGCAACUUACUGCAAGACAAAGGAGGCUUCAAAGACAAAGGAAAAAAGAAGAAGAAAUUUCCCCAAUUUCACAAGAAUUAUUAAUGAAGUAUAUCCACUACGCCAGAACCAAGAUUUAUCCUAAACUGCAUCAAAUGGAUAUGGAUAAGAUUAGUAGGGUAUAUGCGGACUUAAGAAGAGAAAGUAUUUCUACAGGGUCAUUUCCCAUCACCGUUCGUCAUUUGGAAUCCAUUUUAAGAAUCGCAGAGUCCUUUGCUAAAAUGAGGUUAUCUGAAUUUGUAUCAUCUUAUGACCUGGAUAGAUCUAUCAAGGUUGUGGUUGAUUCGUUCGUCGAUGCUCAAAAGGUAAGUGUUCGUCGCCAACUCCGGAGAUCUUUUGCUAUUUAUACCUUGGGUCACUAA
This is a messenger RNA of Saccharomyces kudriavzevii IFO 1802, 2607 nucleotides long. It is a transcript of the gene MCM2, whose product is annotated as MCM DNA helicase complex subunit MCM2. Lineage: Eukaryota; Fungi; Ascomycota; Saccharomycetes; Saccharomycetales; Saccharomycetaceae. Gene Ontology annotation, molecular function: 3'-5' DNA helicase activity; single-stranded DNA binding; ATP binding. Gene Ontology annotation, cellular component: nucleus; MCM complex. The coding region runs from base 1 to 2607 and encodes 868 amino acids. The transcript has a single exon. Gene Ontology annotation, biological process: mitotic DNA replication initiation; DNA replication; double-strand break repair via break-induced replication. The record is from RefSeq and is a predicted model, not a curated record.